Messenger RNA from Trichobilharzia szidati, 390 nucleotides. The record is from the annotation of a GenBank genome assembly. NCBI's taxonomy places the organism in Eukaryota, Metazoa, Platyhelminthes, Trematoda, Strigeidida, Schistosomatidae.
AUGUCACCACACAGAGCUAUUGUGAAAAAUACAAAUCUACCGCCAGAUAUGCAAGAUCAAGCAGUAAAGGCAUGCUUGAAAGCAAUGACAACGUGUAGACAUGAUAAAGAUGUCGCUGCUGCUAUAAGGAAUACAUUUAAUCAAAAGUAUGGACGCACAUGGCAUUGUAUUGUUGGAGGUAGUUUUGGCAGUAAUGUGAGUCAUAUAGACACAGGACUGAUUUACUUCUUUAUGGGACAAAAAUCGAUCUUGCUGUUUAGAUCAGAAAAAAGUAAUGUAUGAUAACAAAUAUCAAGCGAUGAAAAUCUCCCAAUUCAUUUUGAUAGAACCUUCAAAUGUUUUUUUAGAUCAAAUUACUGAAAAUUUUAUAAAUAUAUAUUAUGUAUGAAA